This is a messenger RNA of Cygnus olor (mute swan), 1152 nucleotides long. RefSeq lists its product as uncharacterized. The record is from RefSeq and is a predicted model, not a curated record. The coding region runs from base 100 to 753 and encodes 217 amino acids. The transcript has 2 exons. Lineage: Eukaryota; Metazoa; Chordata; Aves; Anseriformes; Anatidae.
CCCACGAAGGCCUUGUGACAUCACAGGCCAUCGGUGACAGCACUGUGGGGCUGCUGGCACCAUCACCCACUCAGCGUGCAGACAGCGGUGCUGCUCGUGAUGGCCAGAGAUCAAGCCCUCAGAAGGAGCAGCAAAAUGCUCAGGCCGGGGCUCUCCCUUGUCUUCCUGCUCUGCGUGGCCUCUCUGCUCCCUGGCAGCCUUGGCUGUUCCAGCCGGCCCUCCUGGGCCACGCUUAUGUGGGACGUGGCUCCUGAGGACCUGGAGCACCAGGGCACUGGUACGGAGAGCCAGUGCUCCUACCUGCCCUACCUGCUGGGCCAGCUUCGGUCCUCCCUGGCCAUGCUGGAUGCAACUUUUCGGUCCGUGGAGGUGCUCUACGGGAGCAGCCCAGCCCUGUGCGUGCUCGGCGGGGUUUCCCUUUGGAGGAUUUGCGUAUGGAGGAAAGCCAGGAGACGCCAGAGGGAGGAGGCGAGCAAGACGCCCUCAGCUUCCUCAGGGACGUGCUGCCACUGUGGGUACUCCUACAACACCUAUGAGGUGCUAUGCUGGAUGGAAGGAAACAUCGUCCUGAUGCAGAAGCACCUGAGAGAGCUGCUCCUCCGCCACCCAAAAGCUGGCAGGACCCAGAGAGCCAAAAAGAAGAGAAAGGUGGAAGACACGGAAGAGGAGGAGAGCAUUUUCUCCAUCUGCCUGGAGAGCCACGGCUCCCAAGGAGGCUCUGGCAGGGAAUCGGGGGGGAUUGCUCCCCAGUGAAUAAAGUGUGUGAAACAAAACAAUGGAGGUUGCGUGUAUUGUCUACAUCCACCCCUGGUACGCAUGUCUCCUGGGAAAGUGGGAGAGGAGAGGGAAAGAGAAAAAGAACAAGAGAGGUAAUCUGAAGUGGAGAGCCACCACUCACCGCCUCCCAGAAGCAGACCAAUGGCCAGCCAGUGUCUGAGCAAUGGCUACUCUGUAAGGCCAAACCGACAGGUUUGACUUCUGAGUAUGACAUUCCACGGUGCUCACUUUGGGUCAGCUGUCCCAGCUACACCCUCCCUCCACCAUCAGCUGCCCCCUCCCAAGCCUUCUCGUGGUGCCUGUUUGUCUCAAGUCACAUCCAAAACAGCAGCAUGGGGGUUGCGCUGGACAAAGUCACAUACCUCCCAGACAGGC